Messenger RNA from Zerene cesonia (dogface butterfly), 2934 nucleotides. It is a transcript of the gene Sqor, whose product is annotated as sulfide:quinone oxidoreductase, mitochondrial. The transcript is spliced from 8 exons. Gene Ontology annotation, molecular function: sulfide:quinone oxidoreductase activity; FAD binding. Gene Ontology annotation, cellular component: mitochondrion. Bases 351 to 1673 code for a protein of 440 amino acids. NCBI's taxonomy places the organism in Eukaryota, Metazoa, Arthropoda, Insecta, Lepidoptera, Pieridae. The record is from RefSeq and is a predicted model, not a curated record.
UUUAUUCAGCCAUCUUCAGCAUCUAAAGGUGCUUUGCAUCAUCAUAACAUGUAUGUCAAUUGUCAACAACCUAAUCAAAAAUCAAAAAUCAAAAUAUGUCAAUAACUGUCAGUUGAUUGAAAAUGAGAAAAUGUUUAUCUAAAUCGAAUGAUCGUUAAGAAACGAAGAAUAAACAUUAUACAAUGCUAUGUAGCGUGCAAUAAUACAAUACAGUGCUUGACCACUCCGAGCGGUAUCUGGACAUAUGUAAUCAGGAGAUAACUAAUUUAUCACUCGCAUAACAACACCGCACAUACCGUUUGCUCCGACUAUUAUAAUAACUGUAAAUUAUUUUAAGAUAAUACUCAAAGAUGAUGAACGUGCUGUGCAGGCUUCGUCCGUGUUCAAAAUCGGCGAUUGUAAGAAAUUUCUCGUUGACUAGUUCUUGUCUGCAAGACCAGUCAUGUAAAUUGCUUGUCAUUGGUGGUGGGACAGGUGGAUGCACCAUAGCUGCUAAGUUUGCUAAACGACUCAAAAAAGGAUCCGUGAUUGUUCUAGAACCAAGUUCUGACCACUACUACCAACCGCUAUUCACGCUGGUCGGCGCCGGAGUGACCACGGUGGAGGCGACCCGCCGGGACGCUAAGAGCGUUCUACCCUCGAACGCUACCUGGAUACAGGACUCGGCGGAAUGCAUAGACCCCGAGAAAUGCGUGGUCAAAACGGCCGGUGGACGCGAAAUACAAUAUGAGUAUGUGGUUAUCGCUGCAGGAUUGAAAUAUGAUUAUGAUAAGGUGCCCGGCCUCCGCGAAGCUCUCGACGACAAGCAGAGCCGCGUGUCGACGAUAUACUCGCCGCAGUACUGCGAGAAGACGUGGGCAGACAUAAAGAGCUUCAAGGGGGGCGAGGCGGUGUUCACUUACCCGGACACGCCCAUCAAGUGUCCGGGGGCGCCGCAGAAGAUAGCGUAUAUGGCGGACUCGUAUUUUGGAAAGACAAACAUCCGGUCCAGAUGCAACAUAACAUACAACACGUUUAUGCCGGUGAUAUUUGGGGUCAAGAAGUACGCCGAUGCUCUCAUGAAGGUGGUGGCCGAGAGACGCAUCAACGUCAACUAUAAGACCGUGCUGAAGGAAGUCAGAGCGGACAAGAGGGAGGCGGUGUUCUUUAACACGGACGAUAGGAGUAAGCUGACCACAGUCCCAUACGACAUGCUGCACGUGACGCCGCCCAUGUCGACGCCGGGGUUCCUCAGCAGCUCCCCGCUGUCCGACGACACCGGCUACCUGGACGUGGACAAGUUCACCCUGCAGCACCGGAAGCAUCCCAACGUGUACGGCCUGGGCGACUGCACCACCACGCCGAAUAGCAAAACCGCCGCUGCUAUUGCCAAACAGUCGCAGGUCCUGGAGCAGAACCUCCUCAGCAGCAUGUCGGGCGGGCAGCCGCUGCGGCAGUACGACGGAUACGGCGCGUGCCCGAUCGUCACGGCGUACGGCAAGUGCAUCCUCGCCGAGUUCCUGUACGACGGCGUGCCCCGGGAGACCAUGCCAAUCAACCAGGCCCGAGAGAGCACGCUAGCGUACUACAUGAAGAGGGACCUGUUCCCGUUCCUCUAUUGGAACUUCAUGCUGAAGGGCAACUACCACGGACCCGAGUUUGUGAGGAAAAUCAUCAACCCCUUCGCGAAAUAAUAAUUUGUUCGUGCAUUGUAAAUUGCUUUUUGUAUUUGACGGUAUUUUGAUAUUACGGGCUUUGCGUUAAAUGAGGGUAGAUGUAAGGAGAAAAAACAUAGUUUUCAAAAUUGCUGUUCAAUUACAUAAAUUGAUCGGAGAUCAUUUGUAAACUAUUAUGUUUUGAAUGUUGUAAAUAUAUUUAACUAUCGUCUCCUUACUUCUACUCUCUAUGGUUCCUACAUUGGAUAAAUCUUUUCUACAAAGAGGUGUGUGAGGAGGUGUCACUCCAGAUUCUAAAAUGGGACGAAAUGUCAAAAAUAUCCCAUCAAACAACAAAAGAAUCACGUAUCGCCUGAAAACCCACAGUUAUCGAGUAACAAGUUUGUAGAUAAAAAAAUAGGCAAAUAGAACCUCCUUCGCUUUUGGUGAUGUCGGUUAGAAAGACUUAGUACUUUUUACACCGUGAUGCUAAUUAAUGAAAUCUAACAUUUAUCUUUAUAUGAAUGUUAUAAACUAACAUUCGCUCACGGUUUUGCUUGCAUGCUUCAAUGAAUGGAAUACUAAGUUACUAAGGUUAAGGAGAUACGGACAAACAAAUAGACUUGGUAUAUUUUGAACUACGUCUGUUACAUAUGCUAUGAAAUGUUACUUGUUUUAUAGAAAGGGACAUGCGUAAAUCCUGCCUAAUAUUAGUAAUUCCGAUUUUGUUUUUUAUUUAAAUAUUGUAAAUGUAUAAAUAAUAUACUUACGGUGUUGAAAAACAAAAUGGGGUCGUUUUUAAUAUUUUUUGAAGAAAUAUUAUUGAUAAGCUUAGUCGUCUAAGUUUAACUCAAUUCGGACUCAACGUUUUUGUUAGAAUUUAAUUACCUUUGAAUGAUAUAACGGAUCGUGACGUCUUAAAACAGUACUAAUUCCAGUGUGGGAAAGUGACGGCGCUAGACGAUCUUAAUAGCUCUGUCUUUUCCCGAUACUGGUAUUAGUAUUGCUUUAAGACGUCGUGGUACCCUCCUGGUUAGAAAAAUAGUUUUAACGACAUAUCUUCAACCGACAAUUAAAACAAUAGCGAAUGGCCCAGCCGUUUCGCAGGUGAUUUAUUACAAACUCAAAUGUAAUUUAAAUAUGUAUAUAGAUAGUGAUAUAUUGGCGAAUAUAAAUUUUAAGAAAAACAAUGACAAAUUUUCUCUGUGUUAUUAAUUGAUGUUGUGUAAAACGAUUGUAAAUAUGGUUUAUGUGAAGAAAUAAAUAUUUUAUACGUUUAUUUUUGUGUAAUUAAAAUAUA